Penicillium cosmopolitanum is the source of this 1110-nucleotide messenger RNA. Its product is annotated as transcription factor domain-containing protein. The transcript has a single exon. Gene Ontology annotation, biological process: DNA-templated transcription. Gene Ontology annotation, cellular component: nucleus. NCBI's taxonomy places the organism in Eukaryota, Fungi, Ascomycota, Eurotiomycetes, Eurotiales, Aspergillaceae. The coding region runs from base 1 to 1110 and encodes 369 amino acids. The record is from RefSeq and is a predicted model, not a curated record. Gene Ontology annotation, molecular function: DNA binding; zinc ion binding.
AUGGCCAUUAUUGCCACAAAGCUGACCCGGUUUGCCGGGUGUGAUGGCGGACCAGAUCUAGACGCAGGGCUGGACUCACUCCUCAGCUCGAGCCUGUUAGAAGAUGAUUUGAUCGGAGACGCUCUAUCCCUUGACCAGUUCCGCAAGGCCAUCAUAUUGGCCUUUUACGAGUUCCAUCAAUUCCCAGGCCACCACUCCUGGUUGCGCAUUGGUAGGGUAACGCGCAUGGCCUAUCGUAUUGGCCUGGACCGAAUCGACCAUAUCCGCCUGCUCUACCCUGACUGGAGCAUGGUGAGCGAUGAAGAUAUCCAGGAAUGGCGGGCGCUAUGGUGGUGUAUCUACCGACUCGACACAUACUCCAAUCUCGCCUUAGGGACACCGUAUCAAAUUGACGAUACCGUCAUCAACACCUUCUUUACCUUCAGCGAGACAAAGAGUGCCUCCCAGGGAAUCCUCCUACCUCCCAACUCGGACGGUCUAUCUGAACUUCUCCCAGCAAUCACAUCAGACCCAGAGACCUUGCUGGAUAACAUUCACAACGUCACAAUCGCCACCAUGCGUCAGGCCGGCAUCGUCCUCCGCAUGCACAUGCUGCAAUGGCGAGCCGGGAUACUGGCGCAACUCGCCAAGGUCGAACGCCAGCUGACUACACUCCGUGUCGCCCUCCCACCCGGCUGGCUUAACCCGCGGCGUAACGCGUUCUCAAACGAGACCCCGGUCGACCACCACGCCAGGCUUAUCACUGUAUUCCAUCUGCGAAUGGCGCAGCUGCUUGUCUCCAUCGUGGACUGCGGUCAGAGACGAGCAGACGACUGGGUAUCAAGUUGGCAGCGAAUUCUCGAGGCAUGCCAGGACAUUGCCACGCUGGCGGGCCAGUGGGAUAGCGCAUUUUGUCUCACGGUGGACCCAGCUAUCACGUUCACCAUUUUCACAGCACUCAUCUUCCUCGGUCUGCACAGGAAAUCGGGGCCGCCGCUUGAUGACAGUCUCCGCUCGAGUAUCGACCAUGACAUCACCGUGCUUCAUCUGCAGCUCAAGCAUUUUGGGACCAUCUGGACGCAGGCGAGGCUGCUUACUUGUAAGUUCCCAGCCUGCCCUAUCCUGGCAUAA